GCGCACUGCGGGGUCGCGCCCAGCUGGGCCGCCUGGGAGUCGCCCGCCGUCCCCGCCGCCCCUCCGCGGGAGAAUGAAACUCGUCGUGGGCAUCGGAGGCGUGACCAACGGAGGCAAGACCACGCUGACCCAAAACCUCCGCAAGGCGCUGCCCAACUGCUGUGUGAUCCAUCAGGACGACUUCUACAAGCCCCAAGACCAAAUAGCCAUUGGCCAGGACGGCUUCAAGCAGUGGGAUGUGCUGGAGUCCCUGGACAUGGAGGCCAUGCUAAGCACCGUGCAGGCCUGGCUGGGCUGCCCGCGGAAGUUCGCCCGCGCGCACGGGGUCAGCGUCCAGCCCGACGCCUCGGACACCCACAUCCUGCUGCUCGAGGGGUUCCUGCUCUACAGCUACAAGCCCCUGGUGGACGUGUUCAGCUGCCGCUACUUCCUGACCGUCCCCUACGACGAGUGCAAGCGGAGGCGAAGCACCCGGAGCUACGCGGUCCCCGACCCCCCCGGCCUCUUCGACGGCCACGUGUGGCCCAUGUACCAGAAGUACAAGCGGGAGAUGGAGGCGGAGGGCGUGGAAGUGGUGUACCUGGACGGCACGCAGUCCCGGGAGGCGCUCUGCCGGCAGGUGCUAGAGGGCAUCCGGAACUCGCUGCUGAACCGCGCCGAGCCGGCCGCGCCCGCCCGCAGGGCCCCGACGCCAGCCCCGCCGGACCCGGUGUGAGCGCGCGCCCGC
Lepus europaeus (European hare) is the source of this 727-nucleotide messenger RNA. It is a transcript of the gene NMRK2, whose product is annotated as nicotinamide riboside kinase 2. Lineage: Eukaryota; Metazoa; Chordata; Mammalia; Lagomorpha; Leporidae. The transcript is spliced from 7 exons. The coding region runs from base 74 to 715 and encodes 213 amino acids. The record is from RefSeq and is a predicted model, not a curated record. Gene Ontology annotation, cellular component: cytoplasm.